Molecule: messenger RNA, 3951 nt
Organism: Hippocampus comes (tiger tail seahorse)
Lineage: Eukaryota; Metazoa; Chordata; Actinopteri; Syngnathiformes; Syngnathidae
Gene: tmprss9
Product: transmembrane serine protease 9
Exons: 15
Coding region: 133-2688 (851 amino acids)
Biological process (GO): proteolysis
Molecular function (GO): protein binding; serine-type endopeptidase activity
Source: RefSeq, a predicted model, not a curated record
CAUCGGUUUGCUCGAGUAAAUGGAAAAAGGUGAGUUACCUGUGGGACACGCCCUCUGCUCAGGUGGAACAAAUAGCCGCGUCUUGCCGACCUUUCACUGUUCACUCAUUUCUUGCCGUGCAGGAUGUUGUGAAUGUCUUGUGGUCAUGGACUGAGGGAGCAAGCGGCCCAGUGUUGUAAAUCCAACAAGGAGAUGACGAAUGAUGGAGGAGGCACGUGGUCCACUCCGGGACCCUCACCCGCUCCCUCCAGCCCCACCUGCUACAGGGGCACUCUCAUAUUCGGCCUCCUCUUCUUCCUCGGAGCUGGAGUCUUUGUAGGACUGCUUAUCGGUGAUGGUUUUCUUCAAUCCCGACAUCAAAUACUGUACAUAGAUAUCAUUUUGCAAUAUUUUUCGCACAUUUCUUGUCCUCUCUGUGUGCAUGUGAAUGCAGCGUACCUGAUACAGGAGCAGCAUGACUUCAUGGAGACAGUUGAGCUGAAGGGUCUCAAGCAUGAUCCGUCUCUACAGGAUCCAAACUCGGGCUUCUCCUUAGUACUGACAUCUGUACUAAAAUCAAAGAUCAAAAAUGUUUUCGCUUCCUCAUCCAUAUCGCAUCACUACGUCGACUGUAAUAUUAUUGCUUUUGGCAACAUGAAUGGUGAUGUGAUGGCAACAUUCAGGCUGGUCUUCGCGGUUUCCAAAUUUCAACAGUAUUCGGAAAACUUCAUUCAGGACCUGCUGAGGGCGGGGCUCACCUCGGUGAUGCACGGCAAUCCGCUGGAGGUUCCCCAGUUUGGACACAUCAAUGCUAUCGUCUUACUGGGUGCCAGUGGGAAGUCAUUUUACAAUAUUGGAGAUGAUACGCUGGGUGAGGAGAGUUGCCCCGAGAGCGCCUUUACCUGUGACAACGGCGAAUGCAUCACCAAAUUAAACCCCGAGUGUGACUUUGUAUCAGACUGUGCAGAUGGAUCUGAUGAAGCUCGUUGUGCCUGUGGCACACGUAGCGCCACGGGGAAUCGUAUCGUGGGCGGUGAAGAUGCCCGACAAGGAGAGCUGCCGUGGCAGGUCAGUCUCAGGCUGCAUGGGCAGCACACUUGUGGAGCCUCCAUUAUCAACGAAAGGUGGCUGGUCAGUGCCGCGCACUGCUUUGAAACCGCCAACAACCCCAAAGAGUGGACAGCCCUGGUGGGGGCCAGUUUGGUGAGCGGGGAAGAGUCUGAGUCCAAAACAAUCAACAUCAAAACACUGGCAGUGUCUCCAGACUACAACCCCACGACCACCGACGUUGAUGUGGCCGUGCUGGAGCUGGAGAGUCCUCUCACCUUCGGUCCCUACGUCCAACCUGCCUGUCUCCCUGCACCAUCUCACGUCUUUGCUCCCGGCCAGAAAUGCGUGGUGUCAGGAUGGGGAUCUCUGCACCAGUUUAGUUCUGAGAUGCCUUCCACACUGCAAAAGGCCUUGGUGAAAAUCAUCGACUCCAAGGUGUGCAGUAAACUGCCUGUAUACAGAGGCUCAAUCACUUCCAACAUGAUGUGUGCUGGAUUCCUGCAGGGCAAGGUGGACUCCUGUCAGGGUGAUUCCGGGGGCCCUUUGGUGUGCGAGGGGGCUCCAGGGAGGUUCUUCCUGGCAGGGGUGGUAAGUUGGGGCAUAGGCUGUGCCCAGAUCUACAGGCCUGGUGUUUACUCGCGGGUCACCAAGCUCCGCAGCUGGAUUCUGAGUCACGUAGACCCCAGCUCGAAGCAUUACUACCCCAACCAUGAGCUCAUUUUGCCGGUCACCGCUCCAGGCGCGAGUGCUUCUAAUUUUCCAUUUCCCAAGACAGUCGCCAUGGAUGUCGAAUCUGCCCCAGCACCUCCUGUCUCAAACUGCAGUGGAAACUUCCAGUGCAGCGCCACCUCCUGUAUCAACAAGUUAAAUCCAGAAUGUGACGGAGUCCCUGACUGCCCCAACCAGGCUGACGAAAGAAAUUGCGACUGCGGUGUGCGUCCCGCGUUGGGCGGCAAUCGGAUUGUGGGUGGUGUCACGGCUCGCAGGGGGGAAUGGCCUUGGAUCGGCAGCCUUCAAUUCCAGAGGCUCCACCAUUGUGGCGCCACUCUCGUGCACAGCAAAUGGUUACUGACUGCCGCGCACUGCUUCAAAAGUGAUCCCAGCCCCACCCACUGGGCAGUGAGCCUCGGCUCUGUACUGCGUUCCGGUGUGGGAGCCGUGGUCAUUCCCAUCCAGCGGGUCGUCAUCCACCCAGCUUUCAACGGCACCAGCAUGGACCACGAUGUGGCGCUGCUGGAGCUGCUCAUCCCGGCCCCCAUGUCUCACACCAUCCAAUCCGUCUGUCUCCCGUCACCAGCACACCGCUUCUUGGAAGACGCUGAGUGCUACAUCUCAGGAUGGGGAUCCAUGAGGGAAGGCGGUUCACUGACCAACCUGCUGCAAAAAGCACCGGUGAGCACCAUUGAGCAGGCGGACUGCCGGCAGUCAUACGGAGACAACUUGACUCCUCACAUGAUGUGUGCGGGUUACAUGGAAGGAGGCAGGGACACUUGUUUGGGAGACUCUGGGGGUCCUCUGACUUGUCGUGAGGGCUCCGGCCAGUGGUUUGUCGCCGGGGUAACCAGCUGGGGACAUGGAUGCGGCCGAGUAGGGUUUCCGGGGAUUUACACUCGAGUGACUUCGGUACGGAAUUGGAUAUCGUCAUACCUGCCUUUCUGAAGUGAGUGAGGCAAAAAUACAGCAGCUAAAACCAACACCGAGCCAAGUGGACAUGAUGACGUUCUUUAUCAGGUCACCUUAUUUGCCAUGACAUCAACCUCAGUCAAUGCAGUAUUGACUUGUGUGGCCUCGUGUGGUCAUGGGUGCUGUUUGUAACACUGUGCAAUCGUCUCAACUUUACUGGGCUAUCCUUUCUAUCGACAUGUACUGAAGAUACAAGGGCAAUCUGCAACUAUUGCUCCUAGGCAAUGGGAAAGCAAACUAGUGUUUAUUGCAUGUAUUUAUUCAAACACAAACCAAACUGCGAGGCCAACGUUCACUGUGCUGCCCUUUGCAGCUUAAAUUUUAUGAAAUUAGUAUGAUCCUCAAAUAGCUGAAAACAAAUAUGUUCCUCAUCUACUCAUUUGAAGAGUCGUUCUCAUGAAGGGAUAAUAACAGAAAACAGAGACACCAUGCUAAUUGCUGAGCUAACCUAUGACAUACAUAGAAUUGUAAAACACCGGAAUGAAGUGCUUGGGCGACCGAGUACACUUUUCACAGACGUCCUGCUGGAGCCACGUUAAAGCAGAGCACAUCCAACUUUGAACAUCAAAAUAGCAGGCAGUUUAAAGUGUUUUGGGAGAAAAUGAUACAAAACAAUGCUCCACACAGAGCCAAACAGGACCAGAAAUUAAUUAUAUGAUGUUUCGGCAUCCGUCAGGGGUGACCUACAAUAUCAAAGGUAUAUUAAUGUACUAUAAAAUAUUUAUGGUGUCAGUUUUGUUUUCAGUAGUGUCCAGAGUUUGGAUUUUGAGGUCUGCGCAUGAAAUGUUCUCAAAAUUAUAUUACAGUACACCUUAAAGUUUUUUUCCCUACAUCAAUAUAACUUUGCUGAAAGACAAUACAAUCCAUUGAAAAAUACCAAGUUAAAACUGAAAUUUAUAUUUGUAUUUGAAAUUGCUCCACUUGAAAAGUUUCUACACACUUGCAAAAUGUGAAUUGAAGAAAUAAAAACUGUUGAUCGUAUCAAAAAGAAAAUCAAUUGUUCAUUAGUUAUAUCAUCAUAUAUUUAUUGUUUAACAAAACCCUUGCUUCUGGUCUCUGGGAUUAACCUGCAAAAAACGGCUCCUCAAAAUUAGAAAGUUGCUCCUCAACUAAAAAAAAUAGACACUACUCAAAAGAAAAAGUCCUGUCAAGCCUAGCUAUAUGAUUCUGCUCCACCACAUUUAUACAGCAAUCUGCUUUCAAACCGCUCCCACCGUCAGACGAUGCAAUAUAUUAACA